Meleagris gallopavo (turkey) is the source of this 3208-nucleotide messenger RNA. Lineage: Eukaryota; Metazoa; Chordata; Aves; Galliformes; Phasianidae. The record is from RefSeq and is a predicted model, not a curated record.
GGCCUCCAUCCCCAUCUGCCGGGAGAGCUGCCUCCCCGGUAACGCGGGGACCCCCCGGGCGCGCGAUGCCCUCGCAGGGCUUCUACCUCCCAUUAAAGCCCCCUGGCUCUGGGGCUGCGGGGACCACCACGGACCCCCACCAGGUGUCCUCAGAGCGGCACCGCUCAGCCCCGGGAGUCCCGGAGCCUCGCAGGGAGCAGUGAGAGUGGCUCGCUGCCCUCGGAUGCUGGGUGGGGAAGAAGGUGGGGAUGCACUGAUCACAGAGCGACGUGCACCACCCGGCUCCUGCACCCCAUCUGAUCCCACGAGGGCCGUGCUCUGGGUGCAGGAUGCCACGCUCUGUGCUGAGGCUCGGCCCCAGCUGCCUGGCAGAUGGGCUCUGCUCUGAGAGCUGCACCUCCCUGCAGAGCGUGCUUGCAGCCCUGCGCUGGGACAAAACUGGCUCCGUGGUGCCGGGCGCUGCCUGUGCUGCAAAAAGCUGUUCUUGCAGCAGCUCUUUGCAACUAGAAAAGCAGCCCUUCCUGCCCCCAGGUCCAGCCCAGCUGGUGAGCAGUGUCACGCAGGUCUGGAUUCCUGAAGAGCCAACACUGGUCAUGUUCUCAGCCCCAUGGGCCGUGCUGUCCUAGUGGGGCAGUGCUGCAGGGGUGCUGGGCUGUGCCACCAAGCUUGCAGGGAGUCCCUUUGAAAUGGGGGUUAAGGUUCAAGGUGUUCCCCUAGCAAUAGCAAGGCUGUAGUAGGAUGCUCUGGUCUAGCAUCAUAUCUUCCCAGUGUUUGCAAAUCUGGGACUAGAAAACACAAGGGAGCCUGGAGUGGCAUCACUGUGCCCAGGGAUCCUGGGACAUGGACCCUGCAGGGUGAGCAGCAGCAAAUGGGACAAUCCAGGGCAAGAGCCAACUGCUGGGUCUUGCAGCCUCCAGGUUGGGCACAACACAGGAAUGGAUGGAGAUGGCUUAAGGCUGACUAUGGCAAGGCUUUGCUGCAUACCACUACCCUUCUGUCCUGAGCAGCAGCCUGGGGACACAUCCAGGGUUUCCAGGUGUCCUGACUAGAUGUGGGUGGCUGCAGGUCAGUGGCUCUGCUUCUGCCAUCCCAUGCUGAGGCAUAGGUGUUACACGUCCUUGUCCAGCUGGCAAGCAGAAAUGCCCUCCAAGAGCCUCUCUGUGGGGCAGCAGCACUGCGUGGGGGUCAGAGGACAUCUUUUUUGCUGCCUGUUGCUGACCGAGGGUCGAGGACCAGCAGCCUGGUGAGCUGUGCCCACCACCACCCGGCACAACUGGAUGAGGGCCUGCAGCAGGACCUGGGGGCAGGUUGGGCUGCCUCGGCCUGCUGUCUAAGUGUUGGGGCUGCAGUAGGGCUCCUGGGUACCGCUGAGGUGAACACGGCUGCCUGACACCUCCCGGCUGCAGUUCCCCCCUUCUGGGACCGGUGGCAGCAACCGAGCUCCCGCUGCUAUCCCAUCCCCAUGCUCUUCUCAGCAGAGGCACUGGUGGGGAAGAUCGCCAUCCCAGCGUACGCGCUGAGCGACGACGACUGCUCCUCCGGGUACCAGCAGCUGAGUGUGGACAGCGACCCCGAGGAAGGCGGCGAGCCCGGCCCUGCAGCGCUGCCCUGCCGCCAGUGUGGGCUGCAGCUGGCUGCCAGCCUGGGCCAGAACUGCCUGCAGUGCGCCGGCACCGAGGGUGGCCGCAACCAACGCAUCGUGUACACCUGCCAGCUCUGUCCCUUCGCCUCCCACUACUCCAGCCACCUCAAGCGCCACAUGAAGACACACAACGGGGAGAAGCCGUUUGCGUGCCCGCAGUGUGCCUACGCCUCAGCCCAGCUGGUGAACCUGACCCGCCACCUGCGCACGCACACCGGGGAGAAGCCCUACCGCUGUACGGGCUGCAGCUUCGCCUGCAGCAGCCUGGGCAACCUCAAACGCCACGAACGGGUCCACAGCCAGGAUAAGCCCUUCCAGUGUGCCGCUUGCGACUACCGCUGCAACCAGAGCCGCAACCUGAAGCGGCACAUGCUCAGCCACCGCCUGCCUGAAGGCGAGGGGCAGCACCAGCAGGACAAGGACCCAGAGCCGCUGCUGCCGGAGCUGAACCUGCACAUGGGCAGCGGCACCGGCCCCUUCCUGCCCGGCUGCGCACGGCUGCGGGGCGAGGAGACGGCAGCACUGCCCGAGCUGCUCUUCCCCUUUACGUGCCGCAUGUGUGGGCUGGUGCUGGACGAUGGGUUCGCACAAGAUGAGGGCCUGGCCGAGCAGGUCUGUGGGCGCUGCAGCCUGGCGGUGCUGGGCACCGAGCCGGGCGCCAGCCCUCGUAAAGGCACCGGAGAUAAAGGCUUCGCUUGCAGCCUCUGCCCCUUUGUCACCCACUACCCCAACCACUUGGCACGGCACAUGAAGACGCACAGCGGGGAGAAGCCGUUCGCCUGCCCGCUCUGCCCCUACGCCUCCGCCCACCUCGACAACCUGAAGCGGCACCAACGCGUGCACACGGGUGAGAAGCCCUACAAGUGCCAGCUCUGUGACUACGCCUGCGGCAACCUGGCCAACCUCAAGCGCCACGGGCGCAUCCACUCGGGUGACAAGCCCUUCCAGUGCAGCCUCUGCAGUUACAGCUGCAACCAGAGCAUGAACCUGAAGCGGCACAUGCUGCGACACACGGGCGAGAAGCCCUUCCAGUGCCGGGACUGCACCUACACCACUGGCCACUGGGACAACUACAAGCGCCACCAGAAAAUCCACGGCCACACGGCUGAGAAUUGGGUCAACCCACGCAACGCCAAAGCCCUCCUGGCUCCUCCUGCCGUGGACACGGCCCUGCCCUGAACAGCACUUAGCCCGGCUGCAGGGGCUUGGCCCCACGCUGGGCUCCGGGGGGGCCACAGGGCACCCCAAUUCUUUGCCAGCUGCAGCCCCUGCCCUCCCUGGGGGAGGGAUGGGCACAAGCUCUCCUGGGCUCAGGGCUGCCUUAAGCAGGGCCACCGCCCCGGGAGGGGCCUCUUGCAGCCCUAUGCUGCCUGUGGUGGGGCCAUGCCCUUGGCACCACAGGGUGGCACCAGCCUGUUCCUCCUGCCCGUCAGAGCCUUCCUCCGCCAGCGUGUGGGGAAAGGGAGGAGGGGGAGAACAGGACUGGUUCUGUGGCUGCUGCCAUACCGGUCAGUGUAAUUUAUAUUGUGUAUAAAAGCAUUAAACAGUCAGUUUUGUUAUCCGGUA